Phialemonium atrogriseum is the source of this 2033-nucleotide messenger RNA. RefSeq lists its product as uncharacterized. NCBI's taxonomy places the organism in Eukaryota, Fungi, Ascomycota, Sordariomycetes, Cephalothecales, Cephalothecaceae. Gene Ontology annotation, molecular function: monooxygenase activity; flavin adenine dinucleotide binding. Bases 73 to 1965 code for a protein of 630 amino acids. The transcript is spliced from 2 exons. The record is from RefSeq and is a predicted model, not a curated record.
AGCCUAGGUGCGACUACCCCUCAAUCGACCUCAAUCGAUUCCCUAAACCAGCUAGUUUUGUCCCUGACCACCAUGGGUAGCAUCACAACUCCACAGCCGGCCCAGGCCGCCCCCUCGGUCCCCUCGAGCCAGCGCUGCGAGCCGGGAUCCGUCAACAUCCCCGUCUCGGCCUGGCCCGCUACAGCGCAGGACCUCUCGGCGGACGCCGACGCGAUCGCAACCCGCACCAUCGACCUCCUCAACCAGUCCAUCGCGAAGAAGGACUACAAGGCAAUUGGGCAGCUCUUCCACGAGGACGCGUACUGGCGCGACCACCUGGCGCUGUCGUGGGACUUGCGCACCCUGAAGGGCCGAGACACGAUCGUGUCGCAGCUCGAGAAGAGCUGCCCCUUGACCGCCGUCGCCAUCGACCGAACCUCGGCCUGGCGAUCGCCGCAGAUUGCCCCGUUCAACGGGACCCAAGACGUCAAGGGCAUCCAGUUCUACACAACCGUGGAGACCGGGGUCGGUUCCGGGCGCGGCAUCGUCCGGCUGGCGGAGAAGGAAGGAACCUGGAAAAUAUGGACCUUUUAUACCAUCCUGACCACGAUAAAAGGCCAUGAGGAGCCACUUGGCCCGGGGAGGACCAAAGGCGUGCAGCAUGGCGCGAACCCGGGACGGAAGAAUUGGCUGGACAGGAGGGUCGAGGAUGCAAACUUUGACCACAGCGAUCCGGAUGUGCUGAUCAUCGGGGCUGGACAGGGUGGUUUGACCGCCCAUGCAAGGCUCAAGAUGCUCAACGUCCCGACCCUGAUCGUCGACAGCAACGAGGCCGUCGGUGACAACUGGCGGAAGCGCUACCACCAGCUCGUCCUCCACGACCCGGUCUGGUACGACCACCUGCCGUACAUGAACUUCCCCGACCACUGGCCCGUCUUCACGCCCAAGGACAAGCUCGCGGACUGGUUCGAGAUCUACGCCAAGGCCCUCGAGCUGAACAUCUGGACGCGGUCGUCGCCGGAAUCCGCAUCGUGGGACGAAGCCGAGAAGCGGUGGACCGUCACCAUCCGGCGCGAGCUCCCCGACGGCACCACGCAGACGCGCACCCUCCGCCCGCGCCACGUCGUGCAGGCCACGGGCCACUCGGGCAAGGAGCACUUCCCGUCGAUCCCGGGCCGCGACCGGUUCGAGGGCGACCUGCUCGUGCACUCGUCGCGGUUCCCGGGGGCGCGCGCCGACGGCGCGGGCAAGAGGGCCGUCGUCAUCGGGGCGUGCAACUCGAGCCACGACAUCUGCCAGGACUACUACGAGCGCGGCUACCACGUCACCAUGGUGCAGCGGUCCACAACGUGCGUCGUCAGCAGCGCCUCGGCGACCGAGAUCCUGCUCGGCGGGCUCUACGCCGAGGGCGGGCCGCCCGUCGAGGACGCGGACCUGUGGCUGUGGGGCUGGCCCGGCGAGGUGGUCAAGGCGCUGCACCGCGACCUGACGCGCCUGCAGGUGGUCAAGGACGCCGAGAUACUGGAGGGCCUGGAGCGCGCCGGGUUCGGGCUCGACCGCGGCCCCGACGACUGCGGGCUGUUUAUCAAGUACUUCCAGCGCGGGGGCGGGUACUACUUCGACGUGGGCGCGUCGCAGCUCAUCGCCGACGGGAAGAUCGCCGUCAAGCAUGGCCACGAGGUGGCGGAGAUUCUGCCGCGCGGGGUCCGGCUCGCCGACGGGACCGAGCUGCCGGCCGACGAGAUCGUCUUCGCGACCGGUUACGAGAACAUGAGGACGCAGGCGAGGGCCAUCUUCGGGGACGAGGUGGCCGACCGCGUCGGGGACGUGUGGGGGUUCGACGGCGAGGGCGAGGUCAGGGCUUUGUGGCGCCGGUCGGGCCAUCCGGGCUUCUGGUUCCAUGGCGGGAACCUCGCCAUCUGUCGGUAUUUCUCGCGGGUCCUGGCGCUGCAGAUCAAGGCGCAGCUGGAGGGCCUGGCUGACUGAGAGGUGAUUAAUUACUGUUAUUGUAGAGGCAACAGAAUGGAAGCGUCGUUGAUGCCCCCUUGACAAGA